AUGGAAGAAGCGUUCACUUGGUUGACCUUUGAUAUCAUUGGCCAAGGAAAGACCAACGUUUGGGUCUCCAUCAUCAUUGAUGGCGGUUACUUCAACAUGCUCAGCAGUCUCCGCAGGCGGCUUCCUCUCAUGAACCUAAUCCUCCCAUUCAUGCUCCCAAAGGACUCCGCAGCCAAGUACGCAAUGCACAACAGAUUAACCGGGGAGAAGCUCGAUAAGCGGCUUGAGAUGGGUGACUCGGCCCAUCGCGACGACUUCUUUUCCUACAUCCUCCGCAAAGGCGGCAACGAAGUAUCCAGGGCAGAGCUCGUGAACCAAUCCAGCACGCUGAUCGUGGGUGGCUCCGAGACAACGGCAACAUGCUUGCUUGCUCUGGCUUACUACCUGCUCAAGGACAGAGCUCGUCUUGACAAAUUGAACGAAGAGGUGCGAGCUGCGUUUGGAUCUGUUGGGGAAAUCACUGGCGAGUCUGCGUCUAGGCUGCCGUAUCUCAACGCCGUCAUCGAAGAGAGCCUGCGGAUCUUCUCGCCUGCUUCCUUCGGAUUGCCACGCACGUGUCCUGGAGCCGUCAUCGACGGACACAUGAUCCCGGAGGGAGUUACGGUGAGUGUCGAUCAGUGGGCUACAUCGCACAGCCCGCAAUAUUGGAAGGAUCCAUACUCGUUCAUACCGGAGCGCUGGCUCGAUGAAUCCUAUGGAGACAACAAGGAGGCUAGUCAACCGUUUUCGAAGGGACCGAGAGCAUGUUUGGGGUCCAAUUUGGCUUAUCUGGAGAUGAAGAUUAUUGUGGCCAAGAUGGUCUUCUUGUAUGACUGGGAGCUGGUUAGCAAAGAGGUGGAUCUGAUGGGUCAAGCACGCUUGUUCCUUAUGUGGAAGAAGCCUGCUUUGAUGGUUCGUUUCCAUCGACGAGAGGAUCUUCCCAAGACAGACUGA
Messenger RNA from Colletotrichum chrysophilum, 933 nucleotides. RefSeq lists its product as uncharacterized. The record is from RefSeq and is a predicted model, not a curated record. The transcript is spliced from 2 exons. Gene Ontology annotation, molecular function: iron ion binding; monooxygenase activity; oxidoreductase activity, acting on paired donors, with incorporation or reduction of molecular oxygen. Lineage: Eukaryota; Fungi; Ascomycota; Sordariomycetes; Glomerellales; Glomerellaceae. Bases 1 to 933 code for a protein of 310 amino acids.